This is a messenger RNA of Formica exsecta, 2398 nucleotides long. RefSeq names its product zinc transporter 1 (gene ZnT63C). Gene Ontology annotation, biological process: intracellular zinc ion homeostasis; zinc ion transmembrane transport; detoxification of zinc ion. The transcript has 9 exons. Lineage: Eukaryota; Metazoa; Arthropoda; Insecta; Hymenoptera; Formicidae. The coding region runs from base 302 to 1618 and encodes 438 amino acids. Gene Ontology annotation, cellular component: membrane. The record is from RefSeq and is a predicted model, not a curated record. Gene Ontology annotation, molecular function: zinc ion transmembrane transporter activity.
AGGAACAAGGAGAGGAUGAUCAGUGUAGUAAGCGCGUGUAGAUUGUCGUUGUUGCGUGCCUUGCCCCUGUACCUGCCUGCCAGCAAUGCGUUUUACGCGUACGCAUGAUCGCACGGACGGAACAUGUCCAGAAACGUUCUCUACAUGUCGUAUUUAAUUAGUGUAACUUGAUACACGACCGCGACAAACGAACGCGACGAAUUCUGCUGCCGCAGGAAAUUGCUGUAACGUGCGAUGACUUGAAGCACACGUAGCGCGCGACCUCGUGAUCCUCGAGCCUCGUCAAGUCUGCAUAAAUAUCAUGGGUCGUUAUACAGGAAAAAAAUGUCGUCUUUUGACAAUGUUAUGGCUGACAGCCUUAUUUUUUUUAGUAGAAAUUGUAGUUGGUUACGUAACCAAUUCAAUGGCUUUAAUAGCAGACAGUUUUCACAUGUUAUCAGAUGUAGCCGCUUUGGUAGUAGCAUUUCUUUCGGUAAAGAUGUCGCCGAAAAAAUGGUCCAAGAAUACCUUCGGUUGGGCGAGAGCCGAGGUAUUAGGAGCCUUGGUAAAUGCUGUGUUCUUGGUCGCUCUAUGUUUUAGUAUUACUGUGGAGGCAUGUAAAAGAUUCAUUGAGGUAGAAGAAAUACACGAAGCCAAACUACUUGUGGGAGUUGGAGCACUUGGUUUGCUGGUGAAUGUGAUAGGUUUAUGUUUAUUCCAUGAACACGGAAGUGCUCACGGUCAUUCACAUGGUAUAUCUCGAAGUCAUAAUAGACUGAGUACUUUAGUAGGUACAGACGACAAUGAAAACGACGAAGCUUAUAGACCUUCGACACCCCAAGUAAAACGAGCGCAUGGUCAUUCUCACGAUGCGAGUCAGAUGAACAUGCGAGGAGUAUUUCUUCAUGUACUUUCAGAUGCAUUAGGGUCUGUCAUUGUAAUUGUAUCAGCCCUCAUUGUAUGGCUUACAAAAUGGAAAUAUAGAUUCUACAUUGAUCCUGCACUGUCGCUCUUAUUAGUCAUUCUUAUUCUGCGUUCAGUAUGGCCGUUACUCCAAGAAUCAGCUUUAAUUCUACUACAGACUGUGCCAACACACAUUCAGGUCGAUGCUAUACAACAGCGUCUACUAGAAAAUGUAGAUGGAGUAUUAGCUGUACACGAAUUCCAUGUAUGGCAAUUAGCUGGUGAUCGUAUUAUAGCUAGUGCGCACAUAAGAUGCAGAAAUCUUUCGGAAUAUAUGAAAAUCGCCGAACAAGUUAAGGAAUUUUUCCAUAACGAGGGUAUACACUCUACGACUAUUCAACCAGAAUUUAUCGAUUAUCAUUCUAAUAGCGAAAUUAAAGAGACUCCCACGGAAGAUUGCGUGCUGGACUGUCCAAAGACUGAUAAGCCGUGCAAUCAUGCGACGUGCUGUGGUCCUUCCAAACAAGGUCGUGAAACUCCUUCACCUGGAGAGACACCAUAUAUGUGCAGACAGCGUAAUAGCCUGGCACGUUCGACGGGCUCUAUAGGAGGAACAGAGCAACAAGAAGUGAAUGAAAUGGAACGCGGACAUUUGCUAUCACUGCCCGUCUCGCAUCCCACUUCGUUCCACUCCGUCCAAGUUCCCCAUCCUCACGUCAAUGCACCAACCGUUUAAACUCCCUUUGCAUUAUCAAAUAUCUACCUCCAUAGAAAAAUAUGCGGCGCGUCACGAUUUAUUGUACAAAUACAAUAAAUGAGUAUAUCUACAUAGAAUUGACACACAUUAGUAUCAGCAAUUGAUGGCAGAGGUUGAAUGACGACGUUUUUGCAAUCGCAUCAAUUACAUCUUGUAAUUGAUUAAUUUUUUUAUAUUUAAGAAUUUCUCUGAAAUUUUUGCAUAUACCAAGCAAUCUGUUUCGGUUAAUCUUUGCCAUCAAUUUACUUAUAACUAAAUAAUUAAGAUAUUUGAUAAUUAAAUGCCAAAGGCAUAUUAAUACCAAAUAUAUUAUAUGCGUUACAUAACUCUGAUACAAAUAAGAUGUCGAAGUUAUUCUAGAUUUCUUGGAAGAAUUCCAGAAUUACAAAGUGCUUCGAAUGUUCAAUGCAUAAUUUAUCACAAAAAAUAUAGGACUUGUAAUCUAUGUUAAGUAUUGUUUAAAUCUCACAUAUAUACACACACUCAUAACUUGUACAUUGAUUUACACUAUAUGGCUUUAUAAAAACAUCACUUUGCGAAAUUCUUUAUUUAUAUAAUUAUCUUUAUAAUAUAAUUUUUAUUCUGUUAAAACAUUAUAUAAUACACAGUUUUAUAAAAUAGUACACAAAUCUAUAAGCGAGAGUACCAAAUCUCUUCAUUAUACUGUAUAUUAUUUUUUUUCCAUGUAAUUCUUAAAUAUUAAGUCUGUAUAUUUUUUAUGUAUUUCUUGUCGAUUUGAAUUAUAAGAAAACUAAAAGC